CAUACAAGAAUUUACCAAUUUAUUGGGAAAAAUUCGUCCAGAUUGUUUGGAAAAGAAUGGAAUGAGUCCACUUGUACAAGCUUGUUUUAAAGGGAAUGAAGAAAUGGUUAAAAUGUUGUUAGAGAUUGGUGCAGAUGCCGAUAUACGUUAUCACGAUCAAGGAUAUACUCCUUUAAUGAAAACCAAAAAUCUGUCAACUUCUUUUGGACGCUGGGGCAAGUACUCACGUCGAAAAUUCUAUUGGCAAAACUGCAGGGGAAAUGGCAGCAUUUGUCAAUAUGAGUGUGUUAGUGUUAUUAAUGCCCACAUUGGAGUAGAGGAUGUUAAUAAAAUUUUACAUCCACAAGGAGAAAAAAGCGAGAAAAUUUACCCCAACGAACUUGUUGAUUUUAUACAUCGACUAACUCGGACACAUUUAUUCCAUCCUGUUCGAUUAAUUUUUGAUGUUGUUGGUGAUGGAGUUAUUUGGGAAAACAGGGAAAAGACUGUUUGGACUGUUGACAGACUUUUUGAGAAACAAUUGAGAACAAAAGAACCUAACGAAGUAAUGUCAGUAAAAUUGUGGAUUGUUUUAUACACCCUUCGAGAAAUGCUUCAAUUUGUUGAUAAACACAUAAAAGCUGAAGGUAGUAAAAAAGAGGAGAAAAAGUCUGAAAAUGAAGGGGAAAACUUGAAGAAGAAAUUUGCUUUGGAUUUUGCCAAAACUUUAUUAAAUGAUCAACCUGAGUAUUUGGUUAGGCAUAACGAGGAAUUAUUUAUUAGAAGAGCAAUAGUUUCUUUUCCUUAUAAACAAUCGAUGUUGUGGCAAUCAUUAAAUCAAAGUUUUAAAACUGUCGAAUUUGGUUCUCCCCCUCCUGCUUUUAUUAUUUUGUGUAAUGCUUUAUUAGGGCACAGAUUUGUUCAAACAUCUAAAUUUUGUAGAACUUGUUCAAUUCCUUCAGCUAAAAAGCGUUGUCCAAAGUGUAAAAUUUAUUAUUGCUCAAUCGAAUGUCAACGUUUUGAUUGGCCAUUUCACAAAAAAUGUUGUGAAAAACUUGAGAAAAGACGUGAACAAGAAAAAGAGGAAGAAAUUAAUGAAAUAUUUAGAGGAAAUUAA
Molecule: messenger RNA, 1096 nt
Organism: Meloidogyne enterolobii
Lineage: Eukaryota; Metazoa; Nematoda; Chromadorea; Rhabditida; Meloidogynidae
Source: the annotation of a GenBank genome assembly